CGGUGGACAUGUCCUGCUCUGACAGGGCCUGUUUCACAUGCAACUCCAGGAAAAUGGACGUCUUUUAUCUCACAUUAACUAUAUCAUUUGGAAUUUGUCUUAUGAGUCAUGGAUCAUCAGCAUGUGUCAUUGGUUGUUCUUGCACCAAUGACUCCUUGGGAAGAUCUUUAGUGUGUAUGGAAGCUCCCAUGAGACACAUUCCAGAAGAUAUUCCAGAUGAUUUUACAAAAAUUCGUAUUGAAAACUGCCACCUGACCGAGUUACCUCGUGGGUCUUUCUCUAAAGUUUGUGCUUUGGAGUUCCUUUGGCUGAAUUUUAAUGAAAUCACUGUGAUGAGCAUUAAAAGCCUUGAGGGGCUGACAAACCUGACUGAGCUGAGACUACAAGGAAACAAGCUAACCUCAAUACCAUGGACUGUGUUUCAGGACACACCAACGCUCAAGAUUUUGGACUUGAAGCACAACCGACUGGACGUCCUGCCAGAACACGCUCUGAAAUACUUACCUGGACUAACCUAUUUCGAUUUAUCCUUCAAUCAGAUUAGUGUCAUAUCAAAAGAUGUCUUCAUUAACUGGCCCCUUUACCAAGCAGCAAUGAAAACAUGGGUGAAAGAAGGGCUGGUCUCCAAUGUGGUUCUGGCACUGCAUGAAAAUCCAUGGUUGUGCGACUGCCGCCUCAAAGGCUUUGUUGAAUUCAUCAGGGAGGUCAGUCCUCCCAUCAUUUUGAUGAACUCCUAUUUGAUGUGCUCGGGACCUGCUGCCAAAGCUGGGAAGUAUUUCCAUGAGACCUUCUUGAAAUCAUGCAUGAGUCCGGUGGCCUCUGCACCAGAAACCAACAUCACUUUACCCCUUGGAGCAAACAUAACGCUUGCAUGCUUAGUCAAGGCGAGGCCUAGUCCGACCAUUCAGUGGAUGUACAGUCUAAAGAUUAUAAGAGCAUUUUCAGUUACUGAGACUGAUGUAGAUGAGGAGACCAUCAGAUCUCAGCUGGUGAUCCCAUCUCUCCAUCUGGCAGACAGAGGAAUCUACACUUGCAUGGCCAAUAACUUUAUUGGCAACUCCUCCGUCAGUAUCGUGGUUAAUAUCAUCUCCGCUGAUUCCUCUGUACUUCUUCCUCCACAUUCCCCUAUGAUGUCAUCUGAUGAGAAUGCCUACAUCGACAUCCGCAUCGCCAAGCAGACAGUUUAUGGCAUCACACUAGAGUGGUACGCGGUCACGGACAACCCCGCCGAAACCUGGUUCACCAUCCACUUUGGGAAAUAUGAUUCACUCAAAAAGGAGAUAAUUUACAUCGGACCUGGUAUCAACAGCUACUCAGUCAGCAACUUGCUGCCCGUCACUAAAUACGAGGUGUGUGUGAGUCUGAAAAACCAUCCGCCUCAUGAAGGCCAGUGCGUUGUGUUUGUGACAGGAAGUGACAUCAGUGAGUUAGAGCAGAGGGAGCGUCUGAUCCAUAUCAUUGUUAUUGUGUGCGCUAUGGUGCUGGCCAUGCCCGCCGGUAUGUACGCCUGCACCACGGAGGCCAGGUUCAGCUGCGUGGAGCGCUGCAUGGAUCUGUGGAGGAAGCGCAGGCUGCAGGGAGACAAUCUGCAGGGAGUGGACAGGCAAGGCACUUUUGACAGCAUGCAGGCUGCUAGUGAUGAAGGUCUCUGCAAGGACUCAGAGGAGAAGUUCAAAAAGAGGAGGAAGUCUGAAGAUCGGUGCAAAGGAGGAAGUGCAGCUUAUUUAUACUAGGAUGUAAAUCAGGAAUUAUACCUAUAAUGCCGGAUUACAAUUGCAAUACUAUUAUGGCAAAACCAGAGUCUGUAUGUUCACUGGACAAACCCUCU
Molecule: messenger RNA, 1828 nt
Organism: Thalassophryne amazonica
Lineage: Eukaryota; Metazoa; Chordata; Actinopteri; Batrachoidiformes; Batrachoididae
Product: leucine-rich repeat, immunoglobulin-like domain and transmembrane domain-containing protein 2
Exons: 3
Coding region: 9-1733 (574 amino acids)
Molecular function (GO): protein binding
Source: RefSeq, a predicted model, not a curated record